Striga asiatica is the source of this 1764-nucleotide messenger RNA. The record is from the annotation of a GenBank genome assembly. NCBI's taxonomy places the organism in Eukaryota, Viridiplantae, Streptophyta, Magnoliopsida, Lamiales, Orobanchaceae.
GAAUUUGGUGUUUGAUCUUGUUUUCAAACUCAAAUUGAAGGAUUAGUUCUAAAACACAUUAAUCUUAUAAGAGAUGACCUCAUUUUGCAGCUUGUCUCAUUUGCAAAGAUACAAGAGCCACCAUUGUUUGUUCCUUCACACCUAUAUGAAGAAAUUGAGGAGAAAGACGUAAAAGGCCUUGAGCAUCAUUAUAUGUCCCCACCAGAAAGAGUCCAACAAGCUGUGUUUUGCCUUCAAUCACAAGAAAAUGUACCUAAAACUCCACAACUUUCGAGUUUUCAUUACCAGACAAUUAUGGACUAUGCCAGGGCUUAUUCUUCACAUGAAACUACUCCUACAAUGGUGGCACAACGGCUUAUCGCUCGUGUUCAUGAGUCGUCAAGUCAGAAGCUCCCAAUGUCAUUUUUCAUUAACUUCUCUGAAGAAGAUAUUUUGAAGCAAGCAAAUGAGUCCAGUCUUCGUUAUCAAAGAGGAGGCACAAAAUGGAUGCACAAAGUAAGAGAAUGUAGAAAGGAUGCAUUUUGUGUUAGCCGUUUGAGGUCAUGUGGUGCAAUAAUAAUUGGCAAAACAAACAUGCAUGAACUCGGGGCAGGAAUUAGCGGGAUAAAUCCUCAUUAUGGGGCGGUUAGAAAUCCAUAUGAUAAGAGGAAGAUUACGGGAGGAUCUUCGAGUGGCUCUGCAGCUGUGGUGGCUGCUGGAUUGUGUCCCAUUGCACUUGGUGUUGAUGGAGGAGGAUCUGUAAGGCUUCCAGCAGCACUCUGUGGAGUGGUCGGCUUUAAACCGACCUUUGAACGUGUGCCACAUGAAGGAGUACUUCCUGUAAACUAUACAAUUGGCAUGGUUGGAAUUCUUGCGGCAACUGUUGAGGAUGCACUCAUUACUUAUGCAGCUAUUGCUGGGGACCUUUCAUCGGAUAAUCCUAGCCACAAACUGCCAAAAGUUGGUAUGUCGUCGUUGAAAUUCACAAACUACGCGUCUUCUAGCAUCAAAAUGGCGAAAUACGAUAAGUGGUUUGAUGACUGCACUAAUGACAUCAGAGUUUGUUGUUCUAACGUUGUUUCCAAGUUAUCAGACGAAUAUGGAUGGACGACUGUAAAGGUGACCAUACCGGAAAUAGAGGUCAUGCGCUUGUCGCAUUAUGUUACAAUCGGAUCAGAAUGUAGUAAUUCAAUCGGAACCCACUUAAUGAAAUUGGAUAAGGCUGAGGUGGGAUCUGACGUCCGAGUAGGCCUUUCGAUAUAUGGUUCUUUUCACAGCAACGAGUAUUUGAAUGCACAAAAAAUGAGAUACCGCCAACUAAAAUUUCACCAGAAGAUAUUUUCUAUGGCAGAUGUCAUUGUAACUCCAACUGUUGGUGUCACUGCAUACACAAUAGAGGACGACGCACUAAAAACAGGCGAACUGGACUACAUAAAUGGAGCUGCUUUAGUACGGUACCAAAUCUCUGGGAAUUUCCUGGGAUUGCCUGCAAUCACUAUUCCCGUUGGUUAUGAUAGAUCUGGCAUGCCUAUCGGCCUCCAAUUUAUCGGGAAGCCAUGGUCUGAAUCUCUCUUGAUUUACAUUGCGUCUGCUGUACAAGCAAUAUGCAAAUCAGAGUACAGGAAGCCCGAGGUCUUUUACGACAUUCUUGCUAAGGAGCAGAAUUAAAUAUAUAUGUGCCCUUUUAUAUGUUUUAAACCCAAAAUACUUCAUGAGUUAAAAACGAAGGUACAUUUUUUAAUAUGCAUGUGUACUUUGUAAGUUACAUUAUGAACAUAAUUAGAA